UUUCUGUCUUGCUCUCUGUGACAUUUGAGCGGCUUUCGGCGGUGGUGGUUUUUCAGUGGAAAAUUGCGUACAUGACAAAGCCUUAAAAUGGAAGUUCCCUCUGAAAUUAAAGCUGAAGCUAAUUCUUUAGUGCAUCAAUUCCUCCUAAAUGUAGAUAAAGGAUUGGCACAAAACUUUGCCAAGCUGACAAAAGCGAAACCACGUGCCAAAACUCUGCCUACACUCACCGAUUUAAUUGCAGAGAAUAAAAAACAGAAACCUUCCAAAAAGGCUGCAGAAAGUUCUGACGAUUCCAGUGAUGAAGACGAGCCUCCAAAGAAAGUCCCACAGAUCAAUGGCAAAGCACCUGCUGCAAACAAGAAACAACAGUCAUCAGAUUCUGAUAGCUCAGAAGAUGAAAAACCAGCCCCAGCAAAGCCUAAGCCAGCUGUAACACCAGCCAAAAAAGCAGCAGAUUCAUCAGACAGUGACAGUAGUGACGAUAAUGCCACGUCAAAACCCAGUAAGCCACCAGUGAAACCUCAAUUAAACAAUACACCAGCCAAAGCAGCUGCUAAGACUCCUGCCAAGAAACCAGAAUCAUCCGAUAGUGACAGCAGUGAUGAAGACACACCAGCACAAAAGAAGCCAGCACCCAAAACACCUGUUGCUGCCAAAGCUCCAGUAAAGAAGCAGGAUUCAUCUGACAGUAGCAGUGAAGAUGAAAAACCUAAGGCACAAGCAAAGACACCCGCCAAGACACCUGCUAAAACACCUGUAGCCAAAGCCCCAGCUAAAAAGCAAGAUUCAUCAUCUGAUAGUAGUGACAGUGAAGAUGAAAAACCCAAGCCACAAGCAAAAACACCUGCUAAAACUCCUGUAGCUAAGGCCCCAGCUAAAAAACAGGAGUCAUCUGAUGACAGUGACAGCAGUGAAGAUGAAAAACCGAAGCCUCAAGCCAAGACACCUGCAAAAACACCUGUAGCUAAGGCUCCACCUAAGAAACAGGAAUCAUCUGAUGACAGCGAUAGCAGUGAUGAUGACAAACCUGCUCCAAAACCUGCCGCCAAACCACAGGCUACACCAGCCAAAACUCCAUCCAAGGCUCCAGUUAAAAAGCAAGAAUCGUCAGACGACAGUGACAGCAGUGAUGAUGAUAAGCCUAAAAAACCAGUACAAAAACCUCAGCCUGCUAAGCCUGCAGCUAAAGCACCUGCAAAGAAGGACUCAUCUGAUGAUAGUGAUGACAGCAGUGAAGACGAAAAGCCUAAGCCUGCUCAGAAGACCCCCGCAAAGGCACAACCUGCGGCUAAACCAGUUGCUAAAAAAGCAUCUUCUUCUGAAGACAGUGAAGAGGACAGUGAAGAUGAGAAACCUAAGAAGCCAAUUCAAAAGCCCCAACCGACCCCAGCUAAGUUAGCUAAUAAACCACCAGUCAAGAAGGACUCUUCUGAUGAUAGUGAUGAUAGCAGUGAGGAUGAAAAGCCUAAGCCUGCCCAAAAGACUCCUGCUAAGCCUGCUGCUAAACCAGCUGCAAAGAAAGAUUCUUCUUCAGAUGAUGACAGCAGUGAGGAUGAAAAACCGAAGCAAGCUGUGAAGUCUACCCCAGCUAAAGCUGCACCAGCUAAAAAAGCUGAUUCCUCUGAUGAUGACAGCAGCGAUGAUGAGCCUAAACCAGCUCCUGCUAAGAAACCAGCUGCUAAGAAAGAAUCUUCAGAUGAUAGCGAUGACAGUGAUGAUGAACCUCCUGCAAAAGUAUCUAAAAAAAAUGAUGACAUUCAAACAAAUGGUUUCCAAUCUGGAAGGAAGAGGAAAGCAUCCAAUGAAGAUUUGGGACCAGCUAAAAAGCCAUACAGCAAUUUUGUAAAGGAGGGCGAAACUCAGGACGGCGACGGAGAGAACGAAGAAGGAGACGACAACCAAGGGGGUUGGCAAAACCGCGGUCGGGGCGGCUUCCGCGGCGGCCGCGGGAACGACAGGGGAGGCCGGGGGGGCUUCAACGACAGAGGAAGGGGCAGAGGCGGGUUCAACGAUAGAGGCAGGGGCGGAUUCAGGGGCAGGGGUGGAUUUAACGACAGGGGGGGACGCGGGGGUAGAGGCGGUCGCGGGGGCUUCGACCGGGGCGGGUUCGGAGGCGGCCGAGGCGGCGACCGCGGAGGACGAGGCGGCAACCGCGGCGGCCGCGGGGACCGUCACUCCUGGGGAGGCGAUAAGGGUGGAUUUAACAAAGGAGGGUUCAAUGACAGAAAAAGCUUCGAUGGCGGAGAUAAUUCUCAAAACAAGAAAAUAGUAUUCGACUAAAUGGUUUGGAGCCCGCGGUUCAUGGGGAGAGCGUGCGAACCUCGACUUGAAACAUACGCGAGGCAAGUCAUUCAAACAUGAAAAAACGAAGAAAAAGCGGGGCUCUUACCGCGGGGGUGCCAUUGACACUGGCGUCCAUUCCAUUAAGUUUGAGGACUAAUCCAAUAGUAUCACUAUCUUCUAUAUUUUUUUAUCUAUAUUUUGACUCCUGUUUCAAUAACAGUUUACAUACCGUAUUGCUGCUGCAUUUACUAUGACUUGAUCGUAAGUUUUGAGACGAUAAAUUUCCGUCUCAGUUUCAGCUAGUUAUAAUUUUGUAGUUAUUUAAAUUGGUUUCUUAGGUAUUUAUUUACCUAAACACUUAACUUUGCCUUUUGGUAAAUAUUUGUCGAGCUUUCGCAUUUGAUAGCUCGGAACUUAAAUAUUAUUAGAGUUUAUUAAUGUAACUAAUGACUUAUUCAAUGUGAAAUGUUUCUUUCAUUAUUAUAAAAUAUGCAUUUUGAAAAUGAUGAAAAUAUACAACUUACAUUAUUGUUAACCACAAACCUAAAUGCACAGACUUGAUAAAAGUCUAGAUAAAAUAUUAUGUUAGUUUCAGCUGGAUAAUUCCAUGCUUAGGGUGACGAAAAUUUAAGUUUUAUUUUUUUAUCUGCUAUCUUGCGUUUAUGAAUGAGAGACAUGACUACGUGUCCAAUAGAGUAAUACAUUUACGCUCGACUAAUUAAGAUUAAAAUAUAUCUGUGUAUUAAUUUUAAUUACUAUGUAAAUAUUUGAUAUUGAGUAAGUGUUGAUUUUAUAUUUGUACAUAAGUAAUUUAGGAAUACGAAAUUUGAAUAAGGAUGAGUUUUAGUAUAAUAAGCCCGCCUUUAAUUUAAAAAAAAAUCUGCA
Ostrinia furnacalis (Asian corn borer) is the source of this 3168-nucleotide messenger RNA. RefSeq names its product nucleolar protein dao-5. The coding region runs from base 88 to 2280 and encodes 730 amino acids. The transcript has 8 exons. The record is from RefSeq and is a predicted model, not a curated record. Lineage: Eukaryota; Metazoa; Arthropoda; Insecta; Lepidoptera; Crambidae. Gene Ontology annotation, cellular component: nucleolus; nucleoplasm.